CAGCUUCAGUUCAAUUCCGAACCCUUGUGCUGAGUUCAUCUCCGAGUACUAGAGACAUCUUCCGCAGAUCAUCGAGCAAUUUCGAGAAAACAAAUAACGACUGGCAAUCAAUGCCUCCCUGUCUAAAGUGCUAACAAAUCCCCUAUCCAAUUGGCUUUACUUAGUCAAAAAAACAAAAAUUAAACCAAAAAACAUUCUGGGACAUAUUUCGAUCAGUGUGAAAUAUCCCCAAUAAACCCAUUUGUUGCGGACUUUGAGUUUGGCCUUUGAAUGCUGCUGCUGCUGAACGGAAAAACCAUCAACCUCGAUCAGCAUUUCAUAGAGUGCUGGAAACUAAGCUUAUUAAGAAACUUUGACUUGUUCUCCCUCCUGAGUGCUAUUUCCCUAACCGCUACUAAGAUGGCCGCCAUUCCCCAAGGUGCAUUCGCUGCCUGCAAGAUCCGCGAGCAAUUCAACGAACGCGAGAUGAUCGUCGCUCGUCUGAGGUCCGCUGCCUCCGAUAAGGGUUCCGUUGACAACGGCAACUCGCUAACCCAACACGAGUACUCCCCGAACAAGUACAACGACAAGCUAAUGAACUCCAUCUGGGGCCUGUACAAUCGCUAUUCACCCCAUAAUGUGAAGAAGAACGAGUACGCCCCCACCAAGUGAGGACCUAAAGGGGGGCACUCCGGCUUCCUCAAGGUCCAGCUGUAGUGCCCCCCCCACCCCUGCCUUCAUCCCCACCCAGGAUGUUGGCCCCAUUCACCUAUUUACUCAAAAAACUAUAA
This is a messenger RNA of Drosophila gunungcola (fruit fly), 770 nucleotides long. RefSeq lists its product as uncharacterized. Lineage: Eukaryota; Metazoa; Arthropoda; Insecta; Diptera; Drosophilidae. The transcript has 3 exons. The record is from RefSeq and is a predicted model, not a curated record. Bases 271 to 651 code for a protein of 126 amino acids.